Messenger RNA from Tigriopus californicus, 3156 nucleotides. It is a transcript of the gene sfl, whose product is annotated as bifunctional heparan sulfate N-deacetylase/N-sulfotransferase-like. The transcript is spliced from 9 exons. Gene Ontology annotation, molecular function: deacetylase activity; heparan sulfate N-sulfotransferase activity. Gene Ontology annotation, cellular component: Golgi apparatus. Bases 184 to 3006 code for a protein of 940 amino acids. The record is from RefSeq and is a predicted model, not a curated record. Lineage: Eukaryota; Metazoa; Arthropoda; Copepoda; Harpacticoida; Harpacticidae.
GCGUGAUCAUAAUAACAAAGUGUCUCUGUCUGUGAAGUGUACCUACUCACACUACUGAGAAACGUCAAUUGAGGUGAGGCUGAAUGCAGGCCAUCUUCACCCCCGUGUCACCUCUCGUCCUUCCGUCCAAGUCCCUGGUAUCAAAUCCACCCGAUCCAGCCCCACCAUGCGCCUAGCUAGACCAUGUCCCGCCCCCAUUCGCCCCACGCUACGGCCCUCUUGCCUUUGCUCCCUGUGAGUCGAUCCCCGCCUCCUCCUCCUUCUCCGCCUCCUUCUUUCUUCUCUGAUCGACCUGAUCCUGCUCGUCUGCGGUGCUGGCCGAUCAUGCGCCGCGUAAGCAAGGCGUGCUCGCUCAGGCGUGCCUUCCAUUUCGUGUUGGCUUUAGCCGUUGUAGGCGGCCUUUGGCUCUAUUUCCACACCAUGAGCCCGUGGAACAAUGCUUAUCGUCAAUUCCGCACCGAAUUGGGCGUGAGAUCCGGCAUGUGUAACCGAGAAGUGCUCAUCGGUUCUGUGAGAAGAGGUAAUUGGAGUGCCGAACAAAUCGGCACGGAUUACCGCAAACGCAAAGCAUCUCGCGUUUUACUCUUCACCAAGACCACGUACUCUUCGGCUUUCAAGGCCAUCACCGAGAUCUUGACGGCCAAUCGCAUCAAGUUUAAGGCCACGGUGGUGGGCAAGAAUCUGCCGGACUUGAUCAAGGCCUCCAAAGGCGUGGCCAAAUACAGCGUGAUGUUCUUUGAGGACUUUCGUACGUAUCUGGACAUGGACGACUGGAAUCGAGACAUCCUUGACAAGUAUUGCCAAACGUUUCGAGUGGGAAUCGUGGCCUUGAUCCCUCCCUCGGAGAUCGGAUAUGGUCAGUUAUCGCCCUUGCACGAUCGUCGACACGGGCGGCCUUUGCCUUUGGCCUUGGAUGAGCGCCCUCAUUUGUCCAAUCUGACUGUGAAUGGCACUUCAAAUAUGUUAAGGGUCACUCGAGGGGGCCAGACCCUCUAUGAAGAUCUCAUGGGGGAGUGGGUCACUUUUGAGACGACACAUUCGACGUAUGGAGCAGUGGCUUGGGCCCAAGAACCUAAAAGAGCCCUGGGAAGUGGAGGGCAUGAAAGUCCCAAUAACGCCGUGGUUCUUCAGGAUUUUGGCAAGUUGGACGGCAUAUCCAAAGUUUUGUUUGGUGGGCCAAUGAGACAUUGGGUGAACGUGUUGCUCUUCCUGGACUCCUUAUCCUGGUUGAGUCAGAACCGCAUCGCCAUCUCACUCACCCGUCAUAUUCUUGUGGACAUCGACGACAUCUUUGUGGGUCGAAAUCGCUUAUAUCCGGAUGAUGUUCGAGCUUUGAUCGACAGCCAAAAACGCAUUCGGGAACUCGUUCCUGGAUUCACUUAUAAUCUCGGGUUUUCCGGGGGCUACUUUCGGCAUGGAACGCGGCUGGAAAAUGCGGGCGAUGAGUUGUUGAUCGCGGAACGACAUCAGUUCUGGUGGUUCCCGCACAUGUGGCUCCACUUACAGGCCCACAAGUUCUCGAACGUGUCAGAUUUGGAGGUUUCCAUGGCCAAGAACAAGGCCUUUGCCUCUGACAAGGGGAUCCCGGUGGAUUGGCAGUACUCUGUGGCUCCGCAUCAUUCUGGCGUCUAUCCCGUACACGAGCCUUUGUAUGAGGCCUGGCGAUCUAUUUGGGAUAUUAAGGUCACGUCUACGGAGGAAUACCCCCAUUUGCGGCCGUCCCGUUUGCGGCACGGUUUCGUUCACUCCGGGAUCAAGGUCUUGCCCCGACAGACUUGCGGGUUGUUCACCAAGAACCUCUAUUAUGACGAGUACCCCGGUGGCCCCGAGGUGCUCGAGCAAUCCAUCCAGGGGGGUGAACUGUUCCAAACCCUGGUGUACAACCCUAUUAGUAUCUUCAUGACGCACAUGCCUAAUUAUUGCUACGACCGAUUAGCGCCGUACACGUUCGAGUCUGUGAUAACCAUGGUCCAGUGCUGGACCCACUUGGACCUAAGGACCACGCAUCCCAAUGCGUUAGGAGAGAUGUACUUCCAAAUGUACCCGGACGAGACCCAAGCCAUCUGGGGGAACCCUUGUGAUGAUAGACGACACCUGGAUAUUUGGUCUUCCUCGAAGGACUGCUCUCGUCUUCCCGAUUUCCUAGUCAUAGGACCCCAGAAAACGGGGACCACCGCCCUCUACACGUUCCUACAGAUGCACCCGUCGAUCAAAAGCAACUUCCCCAGUCCCAAAUCCUUUGAGGAGCUCCAGUUCUUUAGUGGCCACGCCUACAGCGAAGGGCUCGACUGGUACCUCAAUUUCUUCCCAAAUCGAACCCAAAAUAUAUUCUUGUUCGAGAAAUCUGCCACCUAUUUUGAUGGUGAACUGGUGCCCAGUCGGGCCCACCGACUAUUGCCUCACGCCCAGUUAGUGAUCACUCUCAUAUCGCCCUCCAAGAGGGCCUACCGCUGGUAUCAGCAUAUCAAAGCCCAUGAGGAUCCCACGGCCUUGAAAUAUAGCUUCCAUGAAGUGAUCACCUCUGACUCAACGGCUCCUCGGGCGCUAAGGCAGUUGAAGUCCAGGUGUCUAGAGCCCGGGAAAUAUGCUUCCCAUUUGGAGCGCUGGUUGGUGUUCUAUCCAUCACAAAAGCUUCACAUCGUCAAUGGUGACGACUUAACAGUGGACCCGGUGCGGGUGUUGAAUCAGCUUCAGCAUUCACUGACAAUCAAACCCUUCUUUGAUUACACCAACAAGUUGAGGUUCGAUAAGAAGAAGGGAUUCUUCUGUGAAGCAAAAGACAAUGAUCGGACAAAGUGCUUGGGCAAGAGUAAAGGGCGUGAAUAUCCACCAAUGUCGGAGGAGAGCCAAGUCUUUCUCAAAACCUACUUCCAAACCCAUAACGAGGCCUUGGCCAAGCUUUUGAAACGUUUAGGAUAUUUCACGCCCAACUGGUUGGAACAUGAUCUCAAAGACGUCUCCGAAAUUCGCGUCCAGGAUGAUGCGGAAUUGGGCGAUGAGAAAUAACAACCCGUAUCUGACCAAACUCCGCCCAUCAUCCAAACCACAAGGGACUCGUCGGAUUAGCUCAUUAUCAAUGCAUUCAUGUGCCAUGUCAUUUACGUAAAACGAUGUUUUGACGUGUAAAUUAUUAGGAAAGUAAACUACCCAACUCAC